UUCCUCUUCUUUCUGUGCUAGGGGCCCCUGCUCCUCCAUCAUUUUCUUUUACUUUCUCCAGGACCGUGCUUCGAACCCUAACAAAGGGAAAAGGGAAUUUCUCUGAACUAAACUCAUAAUUUUCCCAGAAUCGGUGGGAAAAUGCAGCACCAGAGGCUGAAGCAGCAGCAGCAGCAACAACAACAAGCUUUGAUGCAGCAAGCUCUCCUCCAGCAACAGUCUCUAUACCACCCCGGCAUCCUAGCUCCUCCUCAGAUAGAGCCAAUCCCAAGUGGAAAUCUGCCUCCUGGUUUUGAUCCAAGUACUUGCCGCAGUGUGUAUGUGGGAAACAUACAUAUGCAAGUAACUGAACCACUUCUUCAAGAGGUUUUUGCUAGUACUGGUCUUGUUGAGGGCUGCAAACUUAUCAGAAAGGAAAAGUCAUCAUAUGGAUUCAUCCACUACUUCGAUCGCAGAUCUGCUGCUCUUGCCAUAUUGUCUCUUAAUGGAAGGCAUCUAUUUGGGCAGCCUAUCAAAGUUAAUUGGGCAUACGCUAAUGGUCAGAGAGAGGAUACAUCUGGUCACUAUAACAUAUUUGUUGGGGAUCUUAGCCCUGAGGUUACUGAUGCAAUGCUGUUUGCAUGCUUCUCUGUUUACCCCAGUUGUUCGGAUGCAAGGGUAAUGUGGGAUCAAAAAACUGGGCGUUCAAGAGGGUUUGGGUUUGUUUCAUUCCGGAACCAACAGGAUGCCCAGAGUGCAAUCAAUGACUUAACUGGAAAGUGGCUUGGCAGCAGGCAGAUACGAUGUAACUGGGCAACAAAAGGUGCUGGAGGUAAUGAGGACAAGCAGAGUUCUGAUGCCAAAAGUGUCAUGGAACUAACCAAUGGUUCAUCAGAGGACGGGAAAGAGACAACAACCAAUAGUGAAGCUCCUGAAAAUAAUCCUCAAUAUACUACUGUUUAUGUGGGUAAUCUUGCUCCUGAGGUCUCUCAGUCAGAACUUCACAUCCACUUCCAUGCUCUUGGCGCUGGAGUGAUUGAGGAGGUACGAGUCCAGAAAGGCUUUGGUUUUGUAAGAUACAGUACUCAUGCCGAAGCAGCUCUGGCUAUUCAGAUGGGGAACACUCAGUCAUUUCUCUGUAGCAGACAAAUUAAGUGUUCAUGGGGCAGCAAGCCCACUCCACCAGGAACGAGUUCAAACCCGCUCCCCCCACCUGCAGCUGCAGCUCUACCUUUGCCCGGGUUCUCGGCCACUGACCUUCUAACCUAUGAGCGACAACUUGCUAUGAGCAAGAUGGGCGGUGUUCAUGCCCUGAUGCAUCCUCAGGGACAGCAUUCUCUUAAAGGUGCAACAAUGGGAGUAGGUGCUGCUGGAGCAAGCCAAGCAAUAUAUGAUGGAGGGUUCCAGAAUGUUGCUGCUGCCCAGCAGCUGAUGUACUAUCAAUAAAGUAAUAAAAUAAGUUGGUGUCAUAUACCCCUUGUUUCCUGCCCUUGCAGGUCUUUUGUGAGUUCAAAAGUUCUAGGAGGCUUUUUAAGUGUUUCCCUCUUUACCCAAUGGUGAAGUUCUCACCCUGCAUUAUCUUAUAGCAAAUGUUUGCCGAUUGUAUCAAUAUUUUAUGUUUGCAGAUCUCGUUUCAUUCCUAAAUAUCUAGGAAGCUUCUUAAUGUAAUUUCGCUUAUUUACACCUUAUGGUGGCUGUUCAAAUAGCAUAUACACAUUUGCAAAUGAUGUCUAUUUUGAGUUCUAGAUAAGGAAGAAAGCUAUUUCUUGUGC
This is a messenger RNA of Rubroshorea leprosula, 1751 nucleotides long. Lineage: Eukaryota; Viridiplantae; Streptophyta; Magnoliopsida; Malvales; Dipterocarpaceae. The record is from the annotation of a GenBank genome assembly.